Molecule: messenger RNA, 873 nt
Organism: Homalodisca vitripennis (glassy-winged sharpshooter)
Lineage: Eukaryota; Metazoa; Arthropoda; Insecta; Hemiptera; Cicadellidae
Product: 40S ribosomal protein S3-A-like
Exons: 4
Coding region: 124-843 (239 amino acids)
Biological process (GO): positive regulation of apoptotic signaling pathway; translation
Cellular component (GO): cytosolic small ribosomal subunit; nucleus
Molecular function (GO): RNA binding; structural constituent of ribosome
Source: RefSeq, a predicted model, not a curated record
UGUACAGUGCUUGUUUCCGGUUUCAUGUUGUUUAUAGAUGGCUUUAGUUCGGUGUUCGCCUGUGAGAUGGUUUCCGUUUAACCUUCUUUUAGUCAAUUGUGUGAGGUGAAAAAUAUUGCAAAAAUGACGACGACAAUGUCAAAGAAACGUAAAUUUGUAGGAGACGGCGUUUUCAAAGCCGAGCUCAACGAAUUCCUCACCAGAGAAUUAGCAGAAGAUGGUUACUCUGGGGUGGAGGUACGAGUCACCCCCACCAAGACGGAAAUCAUCAUCAUGGCUACCAGGACACAGAACGUCUUGGGAGAGAAAGGAAGGCGCAUCAGGGAAUUGACGUCUGUUGUACAAAAAAGAUUCAACUUUGCUAAUGAUUCAGUAGAACUGUACGCAGAGAAAGUAGCCACAAGAGGUUUAUGCGCCAUUGCACAAGCUGAAUCUUUACGGUACAAGUUAAUUGGAGGGUUAGCAGUCCGAAGGGCUUGCUACGGUGUUCUACGAUUUAUUAUGGAGAGUGGAGCCAAGGGCUGUGAAGUGGUGGUUUCAGGAAAACUACGAGGUCAACGAGCAAAAUCAAUGAAGUUCGUUGAUGGUUUAAUGAUUCACAGUGGUGAACCUUGCAUAGACUAUGUAGACACAGCCACAAGGCACGUGCUCUUGAGGCAAGGAGUACUUGGAAUCAAAGUCAAGAUCAUGUUACCCCAUGAUCCCAACGGCAAGAUCGGCCCCAAGAAACCUCUGCCUGACAAGGUGUCAGUCAAUGAACCCAAGGAGGAAGUGCUGCCAACAGGUCCUUCUAGUGACAUUAAAGCUACAAAACCAGAUGCAGCACCUGUAUCUCUACAAUAACACCAAUAAUAAAUCCUGGUUUUGUUCUUA